Molecule: messenger RNA, 1004 nt
Organism: Amphibalanus amphitrite
Lineage: Eukaryota; Metazoa; Arthropoda; Thecostraca; Balanomorpha; Balanidae
Product: aminoacylase-1-like
Exons: 7
Biological process (GO): amino acid metabolic process
Cellular component (GO): cytoplasm
Molecular function (GO): aminoacylase activity
Source: RefSeq, a predicted model, not a curated record
GUCGUCCCUUGGUUUGAGUCAUCAUGGGAGAUGCCACAGGACCCACUGAAAGGUUUCAAGAAUACCUAAGGAUUAAAACAGUCCAACCACACCCAGACUAUGAGGGUGCGGUGCACUUUCUGCGCGGCCAGGCGGAGGAGAUCGGUCUCGAGUGUCGCGUGGUGGAACCCCUCAUUGGCCGGCCGGUGGUGGUGAUGAGCUGGCCGGGCUCCGAGCCCACGCUGCCCACGCUGCUGCUCAACUCGCAUAUCGACGUGGUGCCCGUAUUUGAGGAAUACUGGGACUACGAUCCAUUCAGCGCCUUCAAGGAUGACAAGGGCGACAUUUACGCCCGCGGCACCCAGGAUAUGAAGAGUGUGACCAUGCAGUACCUGGAAGCGAUCCGGGUGCUGAAGGCUCGCGGGUUCCAGCCACGGCGCACCGUCCACCUCACCAUGGUGCCCGAUGAGGAGAUAGGCGGUGUGACCGGUAUGAAGGAGUUUGUGGCCACGGACGAGUGGACCCGCCUGAACGUGGCCUGCGCCCUGGAUGAGGGAAUGGCCAACCCCGGAGAACAGAUGACCGUCUUCUACGGCGAGCGACAUUCCUGGAAGGUGGAGGUGACCUGUCUGGGCCACACGGGCCACGGCUCCCAGUUCCUUCCAAACACGGCUGGUGAGAAGCUGCGCCGCGUGCUCGACCUGUUUCUGACGUACCGCGGCGAGCAGGAGCGUCUGCUGGCCGCCCACCCCGACUGGAAGCUGGGGGACGUCACCACUGUCAACCUGACCAUCAUCAGUAAGACGGCGCCGGAUGAGUUCGAGGUUCUGGUGCGCGGCUGGUGUAAACAGGCCGGAGAGGGAGUCACUUACGAGCUAACGGAGAAGGAGGACAACCCCGACCUGAGCCCCAUCAGCCCCGGUCACCCGUGGUGGGCGGCCUUCACGGCGGCACUGACCAAACUGAACGUGCCCGUGUGCCCGGAGAUAUUCUCGGCCGGCACCGACAGCUGCUUCAUACGACGG